Malania oleifera is the source of this 762-nucleotide messenger RNA. RefSeq names its product pre-rRNA-processing protein SRD1-like. The record is from RefSeq and is a predicted model, not a curated record. Bases 1 to 762 code for a protein of 253 amino acids. Gene Ontology annotation, molecular function: sequence-specific DNA binding; zinc ion binding. Gene Ontology annotation, biological process: regulation of DNA-templated transcription. Lineage: Eukaryota; Viridiplantae; Streptophyta; Magnoliopsida; Santalales; Ximeniaceae. The transcript is spliced from 5 exons.
AUGACGUGGAGUCACUUUGGGGAGAUUUUCUUCAAGUGGUACUUUCCCACUACAGUCAGGAGUGCAAAGGCAUUAGAGUUUUUGUAUCUAACACAAGGGCCUUUGACGGUGCAACAGUAUGCAUCGAGAUUUAUUGAGUUGUCCCGGUUCGCCCCGUAUCUUGUGCCAGAUGAGGAAAGGAAGGCAAGGAAGUUUGAGGAGGGCCUGAGGUAUAUGCAUAAUGGUACUCAGAGAUUGUCUAGCGGGUAUACAGGGGAGGUUGCAGCUAGUUGCUUCAUAGAAGAAACCCUAAGUAAAAUGGACAAUAUGGAUUGCGAAAUCGACACGACGCUAAAGCUCGGGCUGCCGGAGAACCAUCACUGUGGAAGAACUGCUUCCCAGUCCAGCCCUAUGCAAGGCUAUUUUUCCAACAUGAUGAACUCUGACCCCUUGAUCUAUUCUCAGGGAUUGGAGACUUAUGGGGGAGUGGCAAUGGGAGGGUAUGUCGAUAAUCAGAUUAAUCCCAAUAAUAUGGAAGACUUCACAUGCCAAACGCAGCCUAAUUUCCAAGCACCAAAUGAGGCUGGCAAUUCCUCAGGGAAGAGAUGUGCCCAAUGUGAAGGACACAAGACCCCCUUGUGGCGCAAGGGACCUGCUGGCCCUAGAACUCUUUGCAAUGCUUGUGGACUGCGACAUAUAAGAGCAUUGAAAAGGGAGGAUGAAGGAAAGAAGGGAGACCAAAAACUCAACAGCCAACGUCCUCCAAAGAAAGGCCGCCCCUGA